This is a messenger RNA of Oryza brachyantha (malo sina), 1409 nucleotides long. RefSeq names its product F-box/LRR-repeat protein At3g48880. The transcript is spliced from 2 exons. Gene Ontology annotation, molecular function: protein binding. Lineage: Eukaryota; Viridiplantae; Streptophyta; Magnoliopsida; Poales; Poaceae. The record is from RefSeq and is a predicted model, not a curated record. The coding region runs from base 190 to 1191 and encodes 333 amino acids.
GUGACCUAUCAUACUGUUGUGCUUGUGUUUGUGAAUUAUCAUAUUGCAUCAACAAUCAUGAGAUCCUCUCAUUCACUGUGUCUUGUUUAUAUAUGUUAAUGGGCAUUCAAAUAGCUGGACACAUUUAUGUCGACAUUACUACCUUGUGAAUGGCAGCAAUCUUUCUAGAAAGUUGACUUUCAAUAGCUGAUGUUCACCUCUUCAAUUUUCAGGACUUUGCAAAUAAUGGGGGAGAAUAAAUCAAUGGGAAAAAGAUGGGAGGACAUGGACACUGAUGUCCUUGUGAAGAUAUUCAAGGAGUUGAACUUAGUUGAGCUGUCACCCGUAUCUCAAGUUUGUCGUUUGUGGCGUUUGGCCUGUUCAGAUCCACUUAUUUGGAGCACUCUUGACUUUGGUUUGCUGAAAUCCAAUUAUAUUCAGACAAGGGCAUCUCCAUAUAUUUGGGUUGAUGAUAGGUCUGACAAGAGGCUUGCAAGAAUAUUACGGGUGGCUAUGUCAAUAAGCUGUGGAACUGUUAGUUGCAUGAUAUUUCAUUACAAUCUGUACAUGAAGGAUGAACACCUACAUUACAUCUCAGAGAGAUCUCCUCACCUAAAACGAUUGGUUAUGCCAGCAUGGAACCGGAUUACCAGAUUCGGAAUUUGCCAGGCUAUUCAAAGGUGGGAAGAGCUGGAGUCCCUGACAAUGCCUACCAUUGGCCAUCCGCCGUACAUCAUGGAAGAGAUAGCGAGGAGCUGCAAGAACUUUGCAGAACUCAAGGUCAUGGGCUCAUUCGACGACCUCUUUGCAUCGGCGAUUGCCACCCACCUUCCAAAGCUGAAAGUCUUAAGCCUGCGCUGCUCAAAAGUGACCAUGAGUGCCUUGCUAUGGUUACUGGAUAACAUGGCAAAUCUUGAGGUUCUGAACAUUUCGCACUGCCUGCUGUUUGAGAUCGUGACCACCGGUCGGAGGCAAGUGAUCCAUGAGCUGGAUGACAAAACCCUUGAGAAAGCUUCCCGCUUGCGGGAGUUCCACCACUGCCAGAGCAGAUCAUGCCUUGCCUGCCAGCGGAUGAUGGUGGACGAAGGUAUCAUGCGGUGGUACAGGUACGAGGACUGGUUUUGGCGCCGGGAUGAGGUGAGCUCACUUGAUCUGCAGGACUAUGGGAGGCUGUUCGAUGCAGAGUGCGAGGCAUUGACAGCGGUGGAUUAGAUGUUAAUGAUCAGGAAAUUAAGCCUACCUCCUCAUUAGGAAGUUGUUUGACCAGACAUUUUCAUAAAUCAUAGCAAGCACCGAGAAGCUGUAACCUAGAGUAAUAAUCAUAAUAAUGGUAACAAUAAUGUGCAUGCAUGGUGGUGGUGUGGUUAGAUGUUGUAAAUGCAUGAAUAGUUCGUCUCUGUCUUGUUUGAAGAAUGGCGCUUAUCAUCUCC